Eurytemora carolleeae is the source of this 1537-nucleotide messenger RNA. RefSeq names its product WD repeat domain phosphoinositide-interacting protein 2. Gene Ontology annotation, biological process: protein localization to phagophore assembly site; autophagy of mitochondrion; nucleophagy. Gene Ontology annotation, cellular component: extrinsic component of membrane; cytosol; phagophore assembly site membrane. Lineage: Eukaryota; Metazoa; Arthropoda; Copepoda; Calanoida; Temoridae. The record is from RefSeq and is a predicted model, not a curated record. The coding region runs from base 43 to 1416 and encodes 457 amino acids. Gene Ontology annotation, molecular function: phosphatidylinositol-3-phosphate binding; protein binding; phosphatidylinositol-3,5-bisphosphate binding. The transcript has 20 exons.
AAAUUAUUUAAACUGAGUUUUAGAGAAAAGCAGGCAGUAAUUAUGAGUCUAAGUGACGGCUUUGGAUACCUCAAACAAGGCCUAGUCACUGGACUUGGUGGUUUUGGACUUGGUGGAGAAAUGGAUCCUGCAAUUUCCUUCUUAUCCUUCAAUCAGGAUGCGAGUUCACUGACUUUGGGUACUGAGGACGGAUACAAGAUCUACUCUCUAACCUCAACAGAUAAACUGGAUCUGGUUUAUUCAAACCAGGAGAAGGAGGUUUUUAUCGCAGAGAGGCUUUUCAGUAGCAGUUUAGUUGCUGUUGUUACCAUGGACAAUCCCAGAACCUUGAUAGUUUCUCAUUUUAAAAAAGGGAGUGAGAUAUGCAGAUAUUCCUACAAUGAGAGAAUACAGGGUGUGAGGAUGAAUCGAGGACGACUAGUGGUUUGUCUGGAGGACAGCCUUUUCAUACACAAUAUCAGAGAUAUGAAGGUACUUCAUGUAAUCCGGGAAACCCCUCCUAAUCCCCGAGGUUUAUUCGCUCUCUCUACAGACAGUGAUAACAACUACCUCGCAUACCCAGGACAUUCAACUAUAGGAGAACUUCAGAUUUUUGACACGGUAAACUUGUAUUCCCGUGUGAGUAUUCCGGCGCAUGAAGGUCAACUGGCAGCUAUGCAAUUCUCCCCUUCAGGAAACAGGAUUGCUACAGCAAGUGAUAAAGGAACUGUGAUACGUGUAUUUAAUUGUGAGAACGGGUCCAAGCUUUACGAGCUGAGAAGAGGGUUAAAGAGAACUGCUACGAUUUAUAGUUUGGCGUUCUCUCCGUGUGGUUCCUUCCUGGCGUGUUCCUCUAAUACCGAGACAGUGCACGUCUUUAGGAUGGAGGAGAAGACGACUGAUCCUGCUCCGUUGUGUGGCAGCCCUAGCGAGGACCUUUUCGGAUACAUUCACCAGUUUGUAAGUGCAGGUGCUGUACUUCUUCCAACCCAGAUGACCGAUACCCUGAUGCAGGGCAGAGCAUUUGCCUCGGUGCACCAUACACUUACAGGCGUAAACCGAUGUGCACUAGUCAGUAUCAGAAAUAGUGUUCGUCUUCUUCUAGCUAGUCAGGAUGGAAGACUGUACAUCUAUAAUCUUGAUCACAAAGAGGGUGGAGAUUGUUCUUUGAUUCAACAGUUUCAGCUUAUAGACCAGGAUAAUCAGAUUCUCGGUUUAGAGGAUGGACUUCAGGAUUUAAACCCAGCCUCCCCUUCAGGAUCAUCUUCAUGCUCAUCAUCAUCACCAUCAUCUACUACAUAUGCGGACAGACUGAAAAACAAGGCUAAUUCUGAGAUGACUGAUUCUGAUAAAUUCCACGAGAUGGAGUCUGCAACAGAAACCCCUCCAACACAGUGUUUUCUUCUAGACGAUGAUAGAGAAUUCCCACCAGUGUAAAUAUUGUAUUCCCACUUGUAUACAUAAUUAAUCCCCUUGUUCUAUUCCCGCUUGUUAAAACUAUAAAUUUAUUCCUCAUUAUAUUAAAUCUGUAGUUUGCAUAUCAUUAAUUUAAUCCCAG